Molecule: messenger RNA, 1701 nt
Organism: Aspergillus heteromorphus CBS 117.55
Lineage: Eukaryota; Fungi; Ascomycota; Eurotiomycetes; Eurotiales; Aspergillaceae
Product: FAD-binding oxidoreductase
Exons: 7
Coding region: 1-1701 (566 amino acids)
Biological process (GO): lactate catabolic process
Cellular component (GO): mitochondrion
Molecular function (GO): FAD binding; D-lactate dehydrogenase (NAD+) activity; D-lactate dehydrogenase (cytochrome) activity
Source: RefSeq, a predicted model, not a curated record
AUGAGACUCUGGCAGCAGCAACCCAAGAUUCGGACCUUCUGGAGGCAAUCACAAUCAUGCUUCCUACGGGCGCAUCCACGACCCUCUAACCACUUCGGGCAUCACCGUCGAGCCAACUUCGCGACUGAUGUACCACCACGUUUAUCGGGAAAUUCUAUCUCAACCCCGAUGCUCAUCUUCGGCACUGUCGUUGCAACCGCGACGGUGACCGUCCUUGCGUCUGAGGCUUGGCGCGCGAAACCAACUCAGAACGAGGUUCGGGAUGUUCGCUCCGGGUCGAAAUAUGCGGACGUGCCGACUAUGCUGCAGGCCGUUGAGGAGAUAAAGAAAGUCAUCGGGGACGAAAAUGUCAGCGUCGACUUCGACGACAUCGAGGCCCAUGGAUACUCGGAAUGGUCGACAUCCAACACGACAUCCCGACCUGUUGCUGUCGCGAGCCCCGAGACCACGGCAGAAGUAUCCGAGAUCGCAAAGAUAUGCACCAAAUACAAGAUCCCCAUGGUGCCGUUUGGCGCGGGGUCCAGCGUGGAGGGGAAUUUCUCCUCCCCGCACUCGGGAAUCUGCAUUGACCUGGGACGGAUGGACAAGGUCAUCGAGCUGUAUGAGCAGGACAUGAAUGUGAAAGUGCAGGCGGGGGUGCGCUGGGUGGACCUCAACGAGGAGAUCAAAUCUACUGGUCUAUUUCUGCCCAUGGACCCCAGUCCGACGGCGUAUGUGGGUGGGAUGGUUGCGACUAAUUGCAGUGGCACUAAUGCGAUGAGAUAUGGGACGAUGAAGGACUGGGUGGUGAAUCUCACUGUCGUGCUUCCGGAUGGGACGGUGGUGAAGACGAAAAGACGGCCGCGGAAGUCGUCGGCCGGGUAUAAUUUGAACGCUUUGUUUACGGGGUCGGAAGGGACCCUGGGGAUCAUCACGGAGGCGACGCUGAAACUGGCGGUGAUUCCGGAGGAGAGCAGUGUGGGGAUUGCGACGUUCCCCACGGUCGGGGAUGCGACGGCUGCGGCGUCGAGGUUGAUCCGCGAUGGAGUUCCUUUGGCUGCGUUGGAGUUCAUGGACGAUGUGCAGAUGAAGAUUGUCAACCGGAAUGGUGGAGCUGGGGGGAGAUACUGGUCUGAGGCACCGACGCUAUUUCUGAAAUUCACGGGAACGCAAGCAGGAAUUAAUGACAGUAUCCAACGGACCCGGAGUAUCCUAAGCAGCAACAAAAGCAAGGAACUUGUUUUCGCGAAGUCUCAAGAAGAAGGUGAUACCCUCUGGGCGGCCCGAAAGCAGGCACUGUGGGCCAUGCUAGCCGUCAGACCGGAAGGAACCGAGAUCUGGUCGACUGAUGUCGCCGUACCGAUCUCGCGGUUGGCUGAGAUUGUUGAACUAUCAAAAACAGAGUCCAGCAAUCUGGGGCUUUUCUCAACCGUUCUAGGGCACGUCGGAGAUGGCAACUUUCACCAAGCGGUGAUGUACGACCCACGUAGCCCUGAACAAUACCAGGCGGUCAAAUCAUGUGUCUCGAGGAUGAUGCAGAGAGCACUGGAGAUGGAAGGGACGGUUUCUGGUGAACAUGGCAUUGGCAUUGGGAAAAAGGGUUAUCUGGAAGAAGAGUUGGGUGCGACAACAAUGGAAAUGAUGAGGGCGUUGAAGAGAAGCGUCGAUCCUCAUUGGCUAAUGAAUCCUGGAAAGGUCUUUGAUGAGACCUCGAGCAGUUAA